This is a messenger RNA of Closterium sp. Naga37s-1, 9057 nucleotides long. Lineage: Eukaryota; Viridiplantae; Streptophyta; Zygnematophyceae; Desmidiales; Closteriaceae. The record is from the annotation of a GenBank genome assembly.
AUGUUCCCCGUCCACCCUGCCGCGUCUACCGCUACAACAACCCUUUUCACUCACACUGACCUGCUCUCUGCCCCACGUGUUCCUCCCUCUCCCCAUUUCUCUCCCCUUUCCCGCUCCCUUUUCUUCUCCCCGCCCCGCCCCCCUAUGCUCCACCCCUUUCCUUUCCCCCCACUUCCCCGCUACAGCAUAUCCGGAGUGGCCCCUCUCCUGGGUCGCAUCUACUACUACACCCCUGGCAGCGACACACCUGGGCGCAUGCCCGCUGGUAUCAACUCGGUUGUCACAGGCAUCGCCCUAAUAGGGGCCUUCUUUGGCAUGGUGAGGAAGAUGAGGGUCGUAACGGGCAUCAUCCUUUUGGGGACCUUGUUCGGCAUGGUGAGGGAGAUGAGGAGGCGUGGCAUGGUUGGGCAUGGGUUGGCUGGGCAUGGGUUGGCUGGGCAUGGGUUGGCUGGGCAUGGGUUGGCUGGGCAUGGGUUGGCUGGGCAUGGGUUGGCUGGGCAUGGGUUGGCUGGGCAUGGGUUGGCUGGGCAUGGGUUGGCUGGGCAUGGGUUGGCUGGGCAUGGGUUGGCUGGGCAUGGGUUGGCUGGGCAUGGGUUGGCUGGGCAUGGGUUGGCUGGGCAUGGGUUGGCUGGGCAUGGGUUGGCUGGGCAUGGGUUGGCUGGGCAUGGGUUGGCUGGGCAUGGGUUGGCUGGGCAUGGGUUGGCUGGGCAUGGGUUGGCUGGGCAUGGGUUGGCUGGGCAUGGGUUGGCUGGGCAUGGGUUGGCUGGGCAUGGGUUGGCUGGGCAUGGGUUGGCUGGGCAUGGUUGGCUGGGCAUGGGUUGGCUGGGCAUGGGUUGGCUGGGCAUGGGUUGGCUGGGCAUGGGUUGGCUGGGCAUGGGUUGGCUGGGCAUGGGUUGGCUGGGCAUGGGUUGGCUGGGCAUGGGUUGGCUGGGCAUGGGUUGGCUGGGCAUGGGUUGGCUGGGCAUGGGUUGGCUGGGCAUGGGUUGGCUGGGCAUGGGUUGGUUGCUGGGCAUGGUUGGCUGGGCAUGGGUUGGCUGGGCAUGGGUUGGCUGGGCAUGGGUUGGCUGGGCAUGGGUUGGCUGGGCAUGGGGUUGGCUGGGCAUGGGUUGGCUGGGCAUGGGUUGGCUGGGCAUGGGUUGGCUGGGCAUGGGUUGGCUGGGCAUGGUUGGCUGGGCCAUGGGUUGGCUGGGCAUGGUUGGCUGGGCAUGGGUUGGCUGGGCAUGGUUGGCUGGGCAUGGGUUGGCUGGGGCAUGGGUUGGCUGGGCAUGGGUUGGGGCAUGGUUGGGCAUGGGUUGGCUGGGCAUGGGUUGGCUGGGCAUGGGUUGGCUGGGCAUGGGUUGGCUGGGCAUGGGUUGGCUGGGCAUGGGUUGGCUGGGCAUGGGUUGGCUGGGCAUGGGUUGGCUGGGCAUGGGUUGGCUGGGCAUGGGUUGGCUGGGCAUGGGUUGGCUGGGCAUGGGUGGCUGGGCAUGGUUGGCUGGCAUGGGUUGGCUGGGCAUGGGUUGGCUGGGCAUGGGUUGGCUGGGCAUGGGUUGGCUGGGCAUGGGUUGGCUGGGCAUGGGUUGGCUGGGCAUGGGUUGGCUGGGCAUGGGUUGGCUGGGCAUGGGUUGGCUGGGCAUGGGUUGGCUGGGCAUGGGUUGGCUGGGCAUGGGUUGGGCAUGGUUGGCUGGGCAUGGGUUGGCUGGGCAUGGGUUGGCUGGGCAUGGGUUGGCUGGGCAUGGGUUGGCUGGGCAUGGGUUGGCUGGGCAUGGGUUGGCUGGGCAUGGGUUGGCUGGGCAUGGGUUGGCUGGGCAUGGGUUGGCUGGGCAUGGGUUGGCUGGGCAUGGGUUGGCUGGGCAUGGGUUGGCUGGGCAUGGGUUGGCUGGGCAUGGGUGGCUGGGCAUGGGUUGGCUGGGCAUGGGUUGGCUGGGCAUGGGUUGGCUGGGCAUGGGUUGGCUGGGCAUGGGUUGGCUGGGCAUGGGUUGGCUGGGCAUGGGUUGGCUGGGCAUGGGUUGGCUGGGCAUGGGUUGGCUGGGCAUGGGUUGGCUGGGCAUGGGGUUGGCUGGGCAUGGGUUGGCUGGGGCAUGGGUUGGCUGGGCAUGGGUUGGCUGGGCAUGGGUUGGCUGGGCAUGGGUUGGCUGGGCAUGGGUUGGCUGGGCAUGGGUUGGCUGGGCAUGGGUUGGCUGGGCAUGGUUGGCUGGGCAUGGGUUGGCUGGGCAUGGGUUGGCUGGGCAUGGGUUGGCUGGGCAUGGGUUGGCUGGGCAUGGGUUGGCUGGGCAUGGGUUGGCUGGGCAUGGGUUGGCUGGGCAUGGGUUGGCUGGGCAUGGGUUGGCUGGGCAUGGGUUGGCUGGGCAUGGGUUGGCUGGGCAUGGGUUGGCUGGGCAUGGGUUGGCUGGGCAUGGGUUGGCUUGGGCAUGGGUUGGCUGGGCAUGGGUUGGCUGGGCAUGGGUUGGCUGGGCAUGGGUUGGCUGGGCAUGGGUUGGCUGGGCAUGGGUUGGCUGGGCAUGGGUUGGCUGGGCAUGGGUUGGCUGGGCAUGGGUUGGCUGGGCAUGGGUUGGCUGGGCAUGGGUUGGGCUGGGCAUGGGUUGGCUGGGCAUGGGUUGGCUGGCAUGGGUUGCUGGGCAUGGUUGGCUGGGCAUGGGUUGGGCUGGGCAUGGGUUGGCUGGGCAUGGGUUGGCUGGGCAUGGGUUUGGUUGGGGCAUGGGUUGGCUGGGCAUGGGUUGGCUGGGCAUGGGUUGGCUUGGGCAUGGGUUGGCUGGGCAUUGGGUUGGCUGGGCAUGGGUUUGGCUGGGCAUGGGUUGGCUGGGCAUGGGUUGGCUGGGCAUGGGUUGGCUGGGCAUGGGUUGGCUGGGCAUGGGUUGGCUGGGCAUGGGUUGGCUGGGCAUGGGUUGGCUGGGCAUGGGUUGGCUGGGCAUGGGUUGGCUGGGCAUGGGUUGGCUGGGCAUGGGUUGGCUGGGCAUGGGUUGGCUGGGCAUGGGUUGGCUGGGCAUGGGUUGGCUGGGCAUGGGUUGGCUGGGCAUGGGUUGGCUGGGCAUGGGUUGGCUGGGCAUGGGGUGGCUGGCAUGGUUUGGCUGGGCAUGGGUUGGCUGGGCAUGGGUUGGCUGGGCAUGGGUUGGCUGGGCAUGGGUUGGCUGGGCAUGGGUUGGCUGGGCAUGGGUUGGCUGGGCAUGGGUUGGCUGGGCAUGGGUUGGCUGGCAUGGGUUGGCUGGGCAUGGGUUGGCUGGGCAUGGGUUGGCUGGGCAUGGGUUGGCUGGGCAUGGUUGGCUGGGCAUGGGUUGGCUGGGCAUGGGUUGGCUGGGGCAUGGGUUGGCUGGGCAUGGGUUUGGCUGGGCAUGGGGUUGGCUGGGCAUGGGUUGGCUGGGCAUGGGUUGGCUGGGCAUGGGUUGGCUGGGCAUGGGUUGGCUGGGCAUGGGUUGGCUGGGCAAUGGGUUGGCUGGGCAUGGGUUGGCUGGGCAUGGGUUGGCUGGGCAUGGGUUGGCUGGGCAUGGGUUGGCUGGGCAUGGUUGGCUGGGCAUGGGGGUUGGCUGGGCAUGGGUUGCUGGGCAUGGGUUGGCUGGGCAUGGGUUGGCUGGGCAUGGGUUUGGCUGGCAAUGGUUUGGCUGGGCAUGGUUGGCUGGGCAUGGGUUGGCUGGGCAUGGGUUGGCUGGGCAUGGGUUGGCUGGGCAUUGGGUUGGCUGGGCAUGGGUUGGCUGGGCAAUGGGUUGGCUGGGCAUGGGUUGGCUGGGCAUGGGUUGGCUGGGCAUGGGUUGGCUGGGCAUGGGUUGGUUGGGCAUGGGUUGGCUGGGCAUGGGUUGGCUGGGCAUGGGUUGGCUGGGCAUGGGUUGGCUGGGCAUGGGUUGGCUGGGCAUGGGUUGGCUGGGCAUGGGUUGGCUGGGCAUGGGUUGGCUGGGCAUGGGUUGGCUGGGCAUGGGUUGGCUGGGCAUGGGUUGGCUGGGCAUGGGUUGGCUGGGCAUGGGUUGGCUGGGCAUGGGUUGGCUGGGCAUGGGUUGGCUGGGCAUGGGUUGGCUGGGCAUGGGUUGGCUGGGCAUGGGUUGGCUGGGCAUGGGUUGGCUGGGCAUGGGUUGGCUGGGCAUGGGUUGGCUGGGCAUGGGUUGGCUGGGCAUGGGUUGGCUGGGCAUGGGUUGGCUGGGCAUGGGUUGGCUGGGCAUGGGUUGGCUGGGCAUGGGUUGGCUGGGCAUGGGUUGGCUGGGCAUGGGUUGGCUGGGCAUGGGUUGGCUGCUUGGCAUGGGUUGGCUGGGCAUGGGUUGGCUGGGCGAUGGUGGGCUUGGUGCAUGGGUUGGCUGGGCAUGGGUUUGGCUGGGCAUGGGUUGGCUGGGCAUGGGUUGGCUGGGCAUGGGUUGCUGGGCAUGGUUGGCUGGGCAUGGGUUGGCUGGGCAUGGGUUGGCUGGGCAUGGGUUGGCUGGGCAUGGGUUGGCUGGGCAUGGGUUGGCUGGGCAUGGGUUGGCUGGGCAUGGGUUGGCUGGGCAUGGGUUGGCUGGGCAUGGGUUGGCUGGGCAUGGGUUGGCUGGGCAUGGGUUUGGCUGGCAUGGGUUGGCUGGGCAUGGGUUGGCUGGGCAUGGGUUGGCUGGGGCAUGGGUUGGCUGGGCAUGGUUGGCUGGGCAUGGGUUGGCUGGGCAUGGUUGGCUUGGGCAUGGGUUGGCUGGGCAUGGGUUGGCUGGGCAUGGGUUGGCUGGGCAUGGGUUGGCUGGAUGGGUUGGCUGGGCAUGGGUUGGCUGGGCAUGGGUUGGCUGGGCAUGGGUUGGCUGGGCAUGGGUUGGCUGGCAUGUUGGCUGGGCAUGGGUUUGGCUGGGCAUGGGGUUGGCUGGGCAUGGUUGGCUGGGCAAUGGGUUGGCUUGGGCAUGGGUUGGCCUGGGUUGGUUGGGCAUGGGUUGGCUGGGCAUGGGUUGGCUGGGCAUGGGUUGGCUGGGCAUGGGUUGGCUGGGCAUGGGUUGGCUGGGCAUGGGUUGGCUGGGCAUGGGUUGGCUGGGCAUGGGUUGGCUGGGCAUGGGUUGGCUGGGCAUGGGUUGGCUGGGCAUGGGUUGGCUGGGCAUGGGUUGGCUGGGCAUGGGUUGGCUGGGCAUGGGUUGGCUGGGCAUGGGUUGGCUGGGCAUGGGUUGGCUGGGCAUGGGUUGGCUGGGCAUGGGUUGGCUGGGCAUGGGUUGGCUGGGCAUGGGUUGGCUGGGCAUGGGUUGGUUGGGCAUGGGUUGGCUGGGCAUGGGUUGGCUGGGCAUGGGUUGGCUGGGCAUGGUUUGGCUCGGGCAUGGCUUCUCUCCAACCCGCCUGUCCCUCUUCCCCAUCUCCCCACCUGCCCAAUCACAGCUAUUCUUUGGUCGCCUGGGUGACAGGUGGGGGCGCAAGCGCGUGUACGGCAUAACGCUCAUCAUCAUGAUGGUAGCAGCAGUGGGGCAGUCGCUCUCCUUCGGCUCCUCCCCCACGGCUGUCAUCUCCACUCUCUGCUUCUUCCGCUUCUGGCUGGGGUUCGGUGUUGGGGGGGACUACCCUCUGUCUGCUGUCAUCAUGUCCGAGUACGCUAACACCAAGACACGAGGAGGCUUCAUUGCUGCUGUCUUUGCCAUGCAGGGCAUGGGCAUCCUAGCAGCGGCGCUAUUCACGAUGGCCAUAGGGGCCCUCUUCAACGCAGCCUUCCCCUCGCCGCCCUUCGACGAGGGCGCUAUUGCCUCCACGCCCCCCCAAGCCGACUACGCGUGGCGAGUGGUGCUGGCAGCGGGGGCAGUGCCCGCAGCACUCACCUUCUACUUCCGCAUGACCAUGCCGGAGACCCCGCGGUUUACGGCCCUCGUGCAGCGGAAUGCCAAGCAGGCUGCAAGGGACAUGGGGCAGGUCCUGCGCUCGGCCUUUGAAGAAGCAGACGUGGAAAUCGAGCUAGCAACGGCGCCAGUGCGCACAUACAGCCUGCUGUCCCGCGAGUUCCUGCACCACCACGGCGUGCACCUGCUGGCCACGGCUGCUUGCUGGUUCCUGGUGGACAUAGCGUACUACUCGCAGAACCUGUUUAAUCGGGACCUGUUCACGGCUAUUGGGUGGGUCGCGCCGCCCUACAGCAUGAACGCGCUGCAGGAGAUGUACGAGCUCUCCAAAGCUACGGCGCUCAUGACCCUGUGUGCCACGCUCCCCGGCUACUGGGUGACGGUCUUCACAGUCGACAAGCUCGGGCGAGUCUUCGUUCAGCUACAGGGGUUCUUCUUCAUGACCAUAUUCAUGGGCCUCUUUGCGGGAUUCUACCCCAAGCUACACGGCGACCCCUGCACCCUCCCCUGCACGCCCACCGCUACUACACCCUGCCCGGAUCCUCCUAUAGAAGACCCUAGCCAUACGACGUGCGGGGGGAACCCAAUCGCGCUGCUGUGUUUGUACGCGCUGACGUUUUUCUUUGCGAAUUUCGGGCCGAAUAGCACGACGUUUAUCCUCCCCGCGGAGCUUUUUCCUGCGCGGUUCCGGUCGACGUGUCACGGGAUUAGCUCGGCUGCAGGAAAGCUGGGCGCGAUCGUGGGCUCGUUUGGGUUUGUGUACGCGUCACAGGAAAUUCCUCUGCAGGAGACUGCUUCGGCUGGGACUGUUUCGAGUAUGGGAUAUCCGCCCGGGAUUGGUGUGCAGAAUACGAUGUUUAUUUUAAUGGCGUGUGCGGGCGUGGGGUUUCUGUGUACCUUCCUGCUGCCAGAAACCAAAGGGAGAUCGCUUGAGGAGAUUUCCGGGGAGAUGGUAGAGAGUGAUGAUGAGGAGGACGAGGAGGAUGGGGAGGAUGUGGGGGAUGGGGAGGAGGGGGACGAUGGGGAGGAGAGGAAUGAGUACCGGUACCGAGAGCAGGAGAUUGGGUUGGAAGGGGUGAUGAUGGGUCACAGAUGGGAUGAGGAGGAAGAAGAGGAGGAAGAGGAGGAAGAGGAGGAUAGGGAGGAGUUAACAUUGGAACAAAUGGGAUUAGGAAGUCUUGUCAUGGAGGAGCAUGGGGGGGAAGAGGAGGGGCAUAUGCCACAGCAGCAGCAGCAGCAGCAGCAGCAGCAGCAGCAGCAGCAGCAGCAGCAGCAGCAGCAGCAGCAGCAGCAACAGCAUGACGGCGCGCAAGGGGUGUCUGCUGAAGCUCAAGAAGGAGCUCUCGUCCUUCCUCAAGGACCCUCCGCCGCACAUCCCGCUGACCUCCCGUCCCCCUUCCUUUCUCUCCCUCUCGCAUCCCCACCAGUCUCCAAUCUAUAUGAGAUACUCGCAUUCUCUCCCCUCUCAUUCCGCCCCCCCUUCCCCCCACUCCCCCGCCUCGCCCCCCUCCCCCCUUCCCUCCCUCGUAUGCAUCGUGCAUGUGAACGAGCGCAACAUGCUCGAGUGGCAUUUCCUCUUAGAAGGUCCCCUCGACACGCCCUAUCAGGGCGGGUGGUGCAUGUGAACGAGCGUAACAUGUUGGAAUGGCAUUUCCUCCUAGAGGGUCCCCCCGACACGCCCUACCACGGCGGGUGGUACGUGCAUGUGAACGAGCGAAACAUGCUGGAGUGGCACUUCUUAUUAGAGGGUCCCCCCGACACGCCCUACCACGGCGGGUGGUACGUGGCGAAGCUGCGCUUCCCCACGACUACCCCUUCCGCCCGCCCGCCAUCCUCAUGCUCUCCCCCUCCGGCCGCUUCAAGACCAACACGCGCCUCUGCCUCUCCAUCUCCGACUUCCACCCGGGCCAACACGCGCCUCUGCCUCUCCAUCUUUGACUUCCACCCGGGACCUUUCAAAGCUCUCAAGACCAACACGCGCCUCUGCCUCUCCAUCUCCGACUUCCACCCGGGUGAGUGUGGGGGGUGUGUGAGUGAGGGGGAUGUGUCAGUGGCGACAGUGGUGAUAGGCCUUCUGUCAUUCAUGGUGGAGAACACCCAGACCACAGGCUCGCUCGAGACCUCUGACGAUGACAAGCGGGCGUUUGCACGCGAGUCAGUGUCGUUCAUCCUGGCCUCUCCCCAGCUCAGCGCCAUGUUCCCAGAGCUGCCCCAGCUGGUGCAGGCGCAGAGAGAGCAGGGGGAGAAUGGGGAGACGGAGAGUGAGGGAGGGGCGAAGGAGAGAGACAUGGGGAAGGGGGGGCAAGCGGGGGCGAAAGGGAAAGAGGGGGAGAAAGGGGAGGAGGGGGGGGAUGAGGAGGAGGAGAAGAAACGGGAGCAGGAAGAGGGGCAAGGAGGGGAAGCAGGCAGGGGAAGAGAAGGGGGAGAGGAGAGGAGAGAAGGAACAGAGGGAGGAGAGGAGGGUAGUGGAGCAGCAGCAGCAGCAGCAGCAGCAGCAGCAGCAGCAAAAGCCUCGAUAGCCUCCCCCAUUGGUUCAUCCCCAGGCCUAAGCCCUGCCUCCUCCUCUUUCUUGCAUCGCCUGCUCUCUGCUGAAAGCAGGCUGCUGGGCAAAAGACAAGGGGAGCAGAUGCUGCCAGGAGGAGUCUGUGAGGAGGUGGGGUGUGACCCUGAUGCUGCAGGCUGUAGGGAUGAUGGAAAUGCUGGUGAUGGUAGUGGUGGUGGUGGUGGUGAGGGUAGUAAUGGCAGUGGCGGAGGUGGUGGUGGUGGGAGGAGAGAGGUGGAGGGAGGGGAUCCCGAGGGGGCUUUGGAGGAGAUUGAAGGGAUGUUGAGAGAAGUGGAGGUUGGCAGUGGGGAGGGGGUGGCGGGAGGAGAGAAGGGGGGAGAGGAGGGAGAGGUUGACGAGCACGGGAGUGAGUUGCAAAAGUGGAAAAACCGGCUACUCAUGUGCAAGGUGCGAUGUGGUGCAGAGCGGUGGAGUGCUGUACAGUCUGCUGAUGAACGCUGUGAGGAGGGCAAUGCUGGGGGCAGUGAGAGCGGGGCCGGGGACGGAAACAGCAGCAGCAGCAAGGGGCCGUGGGUGGUUGGUGCUUCGUCCUGGCUGCGACCCCAAGUCACACUGGAAGAGGUCGAAUCAUUCCGGGUGCGAGUGGAGGGGGCAAUUCGCCACAGAGCCAGAGGAGCAGAGCAGUACAAGAAGCGGUGCAUGGCAGCAGCAGUGCACGCAUUCUCCACAGCCAAGUCCUUUGUGCUCUCCUGCGCCGCCGUCCACUUCAACCUCGCUGCCGCGCUCGCUGCCCUCGCCCGGUGCGUUGCUGCUGUUGUUCAGUUCUUAUAA